Xyrichtys novacula (pearly razorfish) is the source of this 26988-nucleotide messenger RNA. The record is from the annotation of a GenBank genome assembly. Lineage: Eukaryota; Metazoa; Chordata; Actinopteri; Labriformes; Labridae.
AGUACGUGCCUGAGCCUGCCUGAAAAUGUUGUGUGGUGUAGUCGGGUCUGGAAGGAGCGCAGGGCUUUGCGAUGAAAUAAUACACUUUAAACCGUGAGGGGAACAAACACCGACCGCAUGAUUUCACUCUAAAGCUCCUCACGCUCCCAUUUGGUGGUGAAACUGUGUUUUUAGGACUCGGACGGGAAGUUUGUGGGAUCGUUUUUCCCGGAGUGAUGUCGAAUCCUGGGACUCGGAGGACCGGGUCCAGCAUCAAAAUCCGCCUGACAGGUAAAAAAAACCCAGACCUUAAGAGAUUGUGUGUGUUUAAGCUGAAGUUCAGAGAUGGUUUCUUUAAGCACAUGUAUAAAGUGUUGAUGUUAACCCCCAGAGAGUGUGUGAGGCUCUCGGCUGGCUCCGUGUUUGCCCAAACAUCCGGUUUUUGUGGCAGACACAGCAGCAGCAGCUUUGCUAGCUUGUUAGCUUGGAUGCUAACCAAUUUACCGAAAGGACAGUCAAGAACCCCUCCGCUGCCCUGUCCUUUUACAGCCUGACACCUGGCCUGCCUGCUGGUUCUGGCUUAUUUCUAACAUCGACUCUUAAAAGUCGGUAACUUUACCAGUCGCUAACUCUUUGCUAACGUUGGCUAAGAGAAACACUGUUGCCUGUGGUGACCGCUAACUCCUGCUAGCUUAGCUACACCCUGUUUUUGGGACUGACCACCAGCAGCACACACUCACUCUAACCCUGACCUGAAUGCGCCGAGCUGUGUACCAGUGAAGAAAGCUAAUGUGAACCCACAGUCCCUGUAAAAAUCAAUGUGUCGGUAGAUUUGACAUGCUAGCCUAGAUUAGCCCGGAGUAUUGACUGGUGUUCUGCUGUAUUUAUGUGUGACCUGUCCAGCUGAUCCAGAAAGCUGAGCAACUUUACUCAUUGUUUGCAACCAAGAACUUAACUUAGAGAUUAAGUUCUUGUUAGGGGUCGGAUCUGCUGUUUGGUACCAGGGUCGUGUUCAAACUCUUUUUGACUGGGCUGGUGUCUUGAGCAAGGCAGGGUUGGUAUGAAGUAUGUUUGGACUGGCAUGAGUGAACAAUGAUUAUGUAUCAUGCUCCACUUAGCCACCACUUCUGAAGCAUAAUACAGAUAUGUCAUUAUGUAUGUUUUCACCCAACACUAUAUGUCUUAGUGACAAUAUUUUAAUUUUCUGAGGACUCAAGAAGAACAUGCAUGGCUAAAGUCUUUAUGCAAUCUACUCACAAAAUUACAAACAAACUCCUGCACACUGUCUAAUCCUAACAAACGUUUUGGAUAAAUUCAUAUCUGACUGUUAAAGAGUGUUCAGGAAUUUGCUUAAAAUUUGUAAUGGACUGAUUCCUCUCCUGCAACUCUUUUUUUCCCCCCAAACAACUUUGUGAAAAACUUUCCUCCAAUAGGAAGUACUGAAUAAAGGAAAUGCCCUACAUUUCAAUGCAAAGAAAAUACAGACAGCCUGUAGCUUUGCUAGAGAACCUGCCGAUUUGUGGCUUUUGAUGAGUAAGAAAAGCUGUUGGGAUGAAGUCAACAUGCAGCCCCGUCUUUGUCUUUGGUUUUUCUGUCUAUGGUGUAGAUCCUUAAGAUACCUUCAGUCAGCUCAGAUGUGUUUUGAUUGUCUGCUCAGGAUGGAUUUUCUUGAAGACUUCUUCCGUUUUUGUCGGAAACACGACUAUCAGUGCAUUGAGAUGUUUUUACUAGGGCCCAACCAAUAAGUGUUGUUUUCAUUGACGUCAUCGUCAAUGAAAACAACACUGCAGAAUAUAUGUUUAGCAUUUGACUGAUGAAAUGCUUAUGAAUUUUGCAACUCUGUUCGUCGUCCACUACUAACGUUUUCGUCUAGUUUCGUCUCGUCAACGUAAUCGCACAUUCGUCUCGUCACAUUUUAUCAUCUAAGACUAAUGUUUAGCUCGUCAACGUCACGUCUUCAGCGUGGAAAAAAAGGGGUUUUGUCAACGAAAACAACACUACAACCGAUGUGGAUGUUUUGGGGCCGGUGCUGAUACCGAUUAGUUUUCAAAUUUUGUUAAUUUAAGUAAUAUAUUUACAUAUUUACUUAUUUUCUUAACAAGUGGCUGCUUUUGAGCCUUUCAAACACUUCUCAGAGGUAUUAAUCUAAGAAAUAUUCCACCUAUUUAUCAUGACUGAAACUCAGACCAGAAAAGAAUGUUGUUUAUUCUACCGUUACUAGCACGGCUACAGUGUAGCAAGGCUAAUAGCAGAUGGUUAACUCUGACUUUAGUUUGCAUAUUACAUGGUGCUUCACCGUUAACUCAGCGUCACCAAGACCAGCACAGCGGGGAACAUUGUGAAGUGGGUUAAACCGAAACUUGUUGACUUAUUGUGUAUUUCACUAACUGGUUUAUUUACCGUUGAGGCGGACCACUCUCCUCCGUGCGUCACUAAGCUGCCAGCUUCAGAUCAGUCACUCUGCUGUGCUGUGAGGUAGUUAGUUGAUGAAGAUUGCCAUGAGGUCGUUGCGCCAUCUACAGGCUAAGUCGGGGAACUUUCAAAUGGCGGAACAUUUUUGAAGUGAAACCAAAUCUUAUUGUCCGCAUUUUAUUUCUGAAACAUCCGCGAAAAAUGGCAAGUUUUGGCCGAUUAGUCUUAAACGGGCUAAAAUUGGCCGAUUUAAUCAGCUUGCCGAUAAAUCGGUCGGGCCCUAGUUUUUACUAUUAUGUGAAAAUAAGAACGUAUAUCUUUUUAUAUAUACUUUAAUUUACUUGGUUUUCAUUCCACAACCACUCUACCUCCAGGAAGUGCAAUAUCACUCACCAUGCUGCUAUUUCACCCGUAGUUUUAAUUUUAAUUUUAAUUUUUCUAUGUAUUGAAUGAAACACCAUCAUGCUGUGAUUUGGAAGCCAGGCAAUGCACUUUUGUUGCAGAGAGAAAUCACAUUCUGUGCAAUGACAAAUAAAGAAAGUCUAAGUCUAUCAAGAGAGUGUAUUAUGGUCAGGUUACACCGAGAGUGCCCACAACCGAAGUAGCGUCAAAUAAAAAGUGACAGCCCUCCUGGACUUGCCCCCAGCUGCAGCAGGGUAAUGUGUGACCUAUCAAGCCUAUCCAGAGAAACUUAGCAUGUCUGCUCCUUAAGGCCUACCAGGAACCCUGCUUGAAUAUUCAGCUCUGUUUUAGGUCAGACUCUGCUCUGUAGGAUACACAGGAGUGUCUUUCUCCUCAUGCUCAGGGACACAGCUGGAACAAUGGCUCCUACUGUAGCUAAUGCUGCCCCACUCAGCAUCCAGGGGCGUCUAUUCAAAUGGAAAUGACCUCUCUGUGCCGCUGGGCAGACGCCUUGUCCUCCUCCUCAUUCCAAAUUAAGCAAACACACACCAAAGUGUUCUUGUUUCAAAGACUCAAGAUACCUAAACUGAGAUAUACAGAUUAGUGACCAAGAUCACAUCCAGUGUUUGACUUUUGUGAAUUUUUUCAUACUAAGUGUUCUCUGAAUACUGGUGAAACUGUUUGCAUAUGGCCGCCACAUGCUGUUUGUUUAUUUGUUUCUGUACUCCUUCCCUCUGCUUCUAAAAGUGGAUUUCAAGAACGCAGCGCAAGCAGAAUAAUAUGUUAAGAAGAUUUUCAAGUGAGAAAUGAAACCAGGAACCACACACAAAAAAGAAGUUGAUUUUGAAAAGGUUGCAAAUAGCUUUUUUUUUUUUCUCAUUUUGUAUCAUCUGUUUUUUGACAUUUCAAUUCAGUCAAGAAGUUUCUUUGUUUAAAAAAGGUUAAACAUGUUGUAAAGUAUCUGCCAGUAUUUUGACAGCUCAAAAUGACAUCCUGUAAAUCUCAGUUUUACCCUUAACCCAGUUAAUCCUCAUAGAAAAAAAAAACAGUAAAGAAAUCAUUGCGUGUUUGCUGGAGGUAGCCUGAUUAAUUGGUCAGCUGUGUAACAACAUUUUGAAAUAAUUACUCUAUUUCUCAAUGCCCACGCUCACAAGGCUAUUAAAGGAUAAACAAAUAAUAAUAAUAAUGAUGUAUAUUACAGAUUGCUAGAAAGAAAUUACAAGUCACUUGUGGCAGUAAUAGCAGAGACAACACCAGGAAAGGUCAAUUAUAAAAAUAUCCAUUCAAGUCCAGCAUUUUUGAGCCAUUCGUUAGGAAACAUGAUAGUGUUAUGUUUCAGCCAUAGGUCAACAUACUCUCUAGAAUUAUUAUCACCUUUGGCUGUUGGAAAACUGAUACCAGCUGAUCUGAAAUAUUGACAUUUUUUAAGCUCAAAAAUUAUAGGUUGAAUAUUAGAAAUAAAACAAUUUAAUCAGGUGAUUAUUUGCAGAUAGAGGAUUUCGAUAUUGUUCAAGAUCAGUGCAGAGAAAGUCGAUGUGAAAUUUUGUCAAAAACAUCUUGAAAGUGCAGCAAGUCGAAACAAAAUCAUUUUACAUCUAUGUGAUUUUACAGAGUGAACAUACUUAUACUCAAUAUGUAAAGUGCAGUGAAUACGACACAACACUGCACCUCUACUUUUGAUGGUAGUUCAAGUUUUUAUUUUUGAUAACCUGAAACACCAGGACAAAUGCAACGCUGCAGCAAGUCAGAGUGCAGUUUGAGGAAAAAUAAGUUUAGAGGCUAAAAGAUAACUAAAGAAAUUACGUAGCCUGAGAAAAGUUAGACAGUGUGUGUUGUUCCCAGCCGAGAAACGCAACAAAUCUCUUCAUCUCGCUAAACUACCACCCCAGAGAGUUUUCCAGAAGCCUCUAGUUCUGUUUAAAGCCAUGAUCACCCAGCUAAUGUUAGCAGCAGCUCAGCUCUCAGCCCUCCUGGAAGAGCUGCAUCCACUGAAGGGCUUCUAAACGGCUUAAAUGUUUACGUUUUUAUACAAUAAAACAUUUUUCUUUUUUUUUUUUACUGUGAUGUAACAAGACUAUGAGAUAACUGAGGUGCAUUAAAAUGAAGUAUAACUAUAAACUAAAUAGUUUAUUUAUUCUUUUGUUAUCAUGAAGCUAUUUCUUGUUUUGGCCUCUCAAAAGUGAAAGUUGAAGAGUUUUUCAGUCUCCUGUGUCACUAAACUCUUUCAAAUUUUUCAUCAAAGAAAACAUUUGAAGAUGUCAGCUUUGGCAUUUUGAAGGCAUGAUGGAUAUUGUGUCUCAUAUGAAGGCCUCCCAAAGACCUUUUUAUGGGAUCUAUAAUGAAAACAGAAGCUCAAAUCAUUAACAUGAAAACAUGGCAGCUGUUGAAACUCCGUAUAAACUCUUUUAUCACUCUGUGUUAUUAUCCAGGUUCUGUGCUGUCGUAGUGAUUCUAGUUCAAGUGGCCUGCUGAGUGACGAUGAGUGCUUUUCUAAUGAGCACGGAUGAAAAGAAACAAAGUGUGUGUUUGUUGUGUGUGUGCGUGUUUGUGAAUAAACCAGUCAGUGAUUAUUUCAGUUCAGAUGCUAACAGAGGUUAUUGCCCCUGACCGUGCCCCGCCCCCUCAGGUAUGAAUGGAAUUCUAAUUGGGUGAGGAAUGUGUGAUGAGCCAAUGGGAGUGCAAUGCUGCCUGGCUGGCCUCUGCUGUGUUUAGUCUGUCAGAGUGAGGCUUUGUUUGGCCUACAUUAGACCUCCAGGACUGUCAGUCUGUGGCAGGGACACAGACUCACAGCAGGCAGAUCAUGAAGACUAGAGUGACUUUAAAUGUUGUUUAUAUAGUAUGUCGUUUAUACAAACAUCUUGUGGAUGGUUUUUGUUUCUCAGUCUGUUUUGGAGUUGCCUGAGCUGGCGGAGGAAGAAAGAUGUGUUAGGUUAGUGUUUGUCAAACAGGAGUAAUUUGGAAAAACAUUUUCUCUUUAUUAUUAUUUUUUAAUUAGUCAUUCAAGUCCAGUUUUACUUGGACUGACACAAUAAAUCUUUUUUUUUAACAUCAUGUAAAUGCCCUGAGUGUAUGUCUGAGGUCUUGUUUAGACACUAGAAUUUUCAUCUAGUUAGGAUACUUGUAAAAGAGUUUAAUAUUUAAAUCUGUUUCAAUACCACGACUACCAAAGUAUGAUCACCUGGGCACUUUAAAUUUCAACCAGCUCUGGUACAGAAUAAUCCAGAAUAGGUGAGUGGUGGUGUGUUUAUCUGCAGAGAGUGUGCUCUCUGUCAUUUUCCCCCUAAAUGUUCUAACAAAUAAAGGCCUGUUGUGGGUAUUAAUCAUUAUACAGUAGUGUGGAGCUUCCUGUCAGGGGUCCACAGGUCAUUAGUAAUAGAAAACACACUGAGACCGGGUGAUAUCGCUCUCGCUCUCCUCUGCUGUGACACAAAUGAGUCACCCUGAGUUUUGAUUAUUUGCCAAAGGAAACAAACAAACCCAAUCCAGCAGCACCUUCUUCCAUGUUUGUGUGGAUUCGUACUCAAGAGUGUAACAGCAAACAGAAAACAGCCUCUCAUUUUUCAGGUUUUCGGCUUUUUUGAAUUAACCACUCUUUCUCUCUUCACUUUGUCUAUAUGUUGAUCCACCACUGCUACUGGCUGUCUCAGUUCUCAUUCAGACAGCGCAGCAGUGCCAACCUAUUUUACUGAGAUUGAGAGGGAAAGAAGAGACAACUGUUUAUACAAUCAUUUACCAGUUUUUUGGACUUUGAGGGCUGUGAAUUUGUCUCAACAUUUUAAUGUUUGACAUAUCUUGUAAGUCAUAGAAAUAAUACUCAGUUUUCAAUGCUAUUGUCACAUUUAUUUCCAGAAGUAAAAUCAGCACAAGCAGCAGAGUCCUUCGUAUCUCUCAGUGCAGAGAAAUCUUCUAUUACAUCUCGUCCUUAUUUACUUGUGGGAAACUAAUUUUGAUAGUUGUUGUGCAUGCACAGCAUGGUUUCACGUGAGCAUUCACUCUUACGCCCUGGGGGAUCAUUAAUGCUCCUCCUGCUGGUACAGGAGUCACAUUUUUAGUGUCUUUCAAGGACAGGAGUUGAAGUAAGGCCAACUAUCCUAUCAUUCUUUAAAAAUAAGGAGAUAAAAUGUUUUCUUGUAACCUUUGUAGUGCAAACUUAACCAUUUGUCAGCACACAGAUCCCGCUGUUUCCUCUGUGCUGCUUUGCAGGAGCGUGUCCAGAUAUUUUGACCUGGGUGCCACUGUCACGAAAGUAUCUGCUAGAUAUUAUUUUCAAAUAUAAUGAUGUAUUACAUGUGUAUUAACAAAUCUAAUUAAUGUAAUGUAAAUUUUUUCAGGAUAGUUAAGAGAACAAGAUAAUUGUUUAUUUUCACCACCAUGGCAAAAAGCUGUCUUAUCAUUUUACUUGAUUAAAAGUCUUUUCACACUUCAAUAUUUUUUUUGAACUCAUAUCCUGUCAAUACAAGCGUUCGCAUCAGCAACGUUUUCCCUUCCUGCGAUAUUGCGGCAAUUAUUUUUUUCGAUCAUGGUCGAUUUUUCUAAAGUUUCGCAUACUGUGUGUCCACUUCUGACCAAUCAGAUUUCGUGUUGUUUCGACGUCUUAUUCACUGGUAUAUCCAACAUAUCCAACUGGCUGAUUGUGUUCGUGUCAGAAAACAUAGUGCUUUUUGAUAAAAGAAACACAAACAUUACAAAGAUAACGACCUGAAGGACAACAUAGUGUCGGAUCUCUCAUAUGACGAUAGUUUGUGUGCUUUAAGUUUGCUAAAAGCCUUUGUUUUAACUUUCAUCUGUGCUAACGUCAGCUAACAGUUGUUACCAUAGUUUCAUGUGCUUAUCUUAUCGCCUCUGAUUGGCUAUAAGCGCUGACCGUUUGACCUGAGCGUGUGAUGAUGUUUCCAGCUUUUCUAGCCAAUCAGAGGUGUAGGGGGCGGGACUUUCUCAGGGAAAAGUCUUCCCCGGGAUUUCACGUUCUAUAUUCGCAUCGGCCCUGGUGUGUAAAGACCCGUAAGUGCCAGAAUAUUCAGUAGAAUACUUGAUAAUGAAAAUAUUCACUUACUGCAGCCCUCAUCUUUUCUUCCAUAGACAUUUUGAGUUUUUGAUUUUCUUAAACACAAAAUAUACUGAUAUUAUGCUGUGUUAAGCACAUGGUAUCAAAACACUGUCAAAUUACCCAAAAAAAAAGACACCCCUAGAAUAAUUUUCUGAGGUCGAGAGGUUCAUUGAGGAUUCAGUGAGACGGACUUUAUCAUGAAACUGACUUCACGUCCAUCUGCUUUCAUACUUGAUAAUAUGUAAAUGUGUGUCUGUAGCACGUCAUAUUAGAAAGUGUGCGAAUGCCUGAUAAGAUUCUUAGUUUAUUCUGUGUUAAGUGUUGCUUGUUUCAGUUGUAGAUUGUUUGAAAACACAUGCUGUUUCUUUUAAAGCUCUUUUUUUUUUUUAGCAUCAACUCAGUAUGAUUUCUUAAUAAUUGAAACACUGCUCGGCCCUGCUCCUGGUUUUAGCGAAGGACUUGGUCUUGGCGGUGAAAAAAAUCAGGGAAAAUAGAAAAGGGCUGUUUUUGUUUUGAAAUGAAUGAGCUUUAUUGUGAAAAAAAAUCCUGUCUGCUGAAUGGAAGUCCCAGCGAUUCAGAGGGAUAAUGUCGAUUUGUUCAUGAAGUAACACGUGCGGCGCAGGUUUUGAUGCCAGGGAGUCGGAUUGAACGCAGACUUGCGAAAGAGCCUACACAGGGCGGUGAAAGGUACAGCAGGUGACCUGAAAUAAUCGCCAGAGAGGGAAAGAGAGAGAGGACUAUCAGGUUAAAAAAAAAGAGAGAGAAAAAAGAAUGGAUAGAAACAGCAGAUGAAGAGAAAAAGAAAGCAGAGGAGGGAGUCAUGUUAACUAAGAAAGCAGCAUAAGCACUUUAAAUCCUCUCACUCUGAUCCGGCAGCAUGUCAAACACAGAGAACUGAAAAUGUUGCCCUGACAUCCAAACAGGCUCAUUGGUGAAGAUGUGUUUGUUCUCGUUUAAUAAUUGCUUUGUGGGUGGUUUGACUGCUGAACCUGUUUAUUGUUUGUCAGUGAGCUCACACACCUGUCCGCCAACACCAUGUGAGUUUGUGUUUUGGUGCUGGGGUAGAGCUGGUUAUUAGGAAGGUGAGAUAUUUGCUCACGUGUCGGCCGGUUUGCUUUGUUUUAGGAGCUGAGAGGAGAAAUGACAUCGCCCUGCACACUAAAUCACACUCUUUAAACUUACCACGGAUUAAACUGCAAGAACUCUGACAAGGUUCAGACGGUACAGCUGCAACUGUUUCUCACUGAACAACGCAGUUUAUUGAGAAUAUUAUAAUACAUUACAGCUGUGAUAAAGGAUCUCUUAAUUAUGCUUUGUUCACAACAUUUAGUGAGGCGUGUUCUUAAAUGACUGUUUGCUUAUCCUUAGUUUUGGACAUCUUUUUACGGAUUGGUUUGAUAGGACGUUUGAUCAGGUUAGUCUCUGAAUUCAGAGGAUAAAUGACUACUGUCAGAGGGUUGUGGCCGAUCAAAAUCAAGUACUUUAAAAUCAGGAUAAUUUGGAGAAUUUCUGUUCAAGGGAAAUCUUUGGUGUCAUGUCUGUGAUAGAGUAGCACUACAUUUGAACUUGUACCUGGUUGCUUCAGUGUAUUUAUGACUUUAAAGGGUGGAAGUGGGGCUGGGCGAUAAACCGAAAAUUUACAGAUACUGAAGUUUAUGACAAUAACCGACGUCAUUUUUUCAUCAAAAUAAAUCAAUAAAUAAAAGUUGGUCAUGGAUGUGUGUUGGUAGGCUAUGGUCUCAUGUCCCUUUUAAGAUGGUGUCCUAUGUCAGAGACGUGACUCCACCCCAUCCAUCGUGGAUUAAUGUGGGAGGGGGUGAGCAGCUUGUGGAGUAGUUAUCAUCCAUGUAUCAUUAUCGAGGUGAACUGCUCAAUAAGUUGUGAUAUUGAUCUGAGGCCAUAUCGCACAGCCCUAGGCGGUAGACGUAUUAUCUGAGAUAACAACUUAAUUGUUCUAAGUCGGUCACUCGGUUUAGAGCAAAUCCAAGGUCCCCACAUAGACUAGAAAAUGAGAACACCACUCAAACAGCCGCUCUUCAGGCUGCUUAAAUGUUAAUUUGCAAAUGAUUGAAAAACAUGUUAAGUUUUAAUUGGAAAUUUAUCAACUGGCCAAUUUAAUUAGACUGUUUAAUGGCACUAAGACACAAUUGGCUACACCUUGACCUUGAUCCCUCACAAGGAUCAUGGCUGUGUGAUGAGGGAAAUCACAAAUAUCACAAACUUUAAUGUCAUAUCCUGAUACACAAUAUAUAUCUCAAUAUUUUGAAAUCUCAUCUGAAUAAUUGUGUAAAUGUAAAAUUUUAUCCUUUGGUGCAGAGUGACACCAGUAUGAUGAUCCAUGUAGGUGAUUUAGUAAAAUCUGUGUCAAUUGUAUGCAUAAAGGAUCAAAUCACAGUCAAGUUAAUGUAAAUAAACUUCCCAUUUUGAAGCAAGUAACAACAGCUCAAUGAUAGCAUGGUAAACCUCCCUGCAGUGGUCCUGGUCACAAAGAGUCUCAACAAAAACUGCUUAAAGCAAAAAAAAAAAGAAAGAAUCGAUAACCGAAUAAAUCAAAGUGUACAUUUUCUUUAGGUCAUGUUCAUAACAACAGAUCUCUUAAAAAAACAUUCAAUUGAACAUUUCUCCUGGGUCCUGUGAGCAUUCAACAUGUGAAGACAUCGUCUUUCCAUUAGAGCUGGGUGUACGAGAAAAAGAAGACGGAUUAAAAGUCUGGAUUUCUUCAGUGACGAAGAGUUAGGAAGACAACAUUUAAGAUUCAAAAAAAGGGACGAUCCCACAGGAGAGCAAAUAACAGACGUGGCCAACAAGUCUUAGUAUUGUUUCAUGCUCAAUGAGUCUGAUCUGUCCUGUAUUUUUAUUGCACACCCCUGAUAUGCAUGAAUCCAGUAGGUUCAGUAGAUUAAGUAGCGUGUUUUUCAAACUUGCUUUGUUGAUUUCAGUGUUUUGUUUUGUUUUUCUUUAAUGAUCCAGUUUUUAGUUCAUUAAUGAAAUAAGACCUGAUUUUGUUUUAUCACCAUCUAGUGUAACAAAACAAGCAUGUACAAUUCACAUCUUAAACUGACUUUUUUUAUGGUUACGUUUUUUAUUGUAGUCAGCGAAAUCACCCAAAAUAUCACGUAUCAAUAUCAAGUAUCGUUCUCUGUGAGAGAGCAGACUUUACCCUAACAGUGAUGUGUGAGACAGACAGCAGCAGUCCAUUCAGGAUCUUUGUUCUUCUACACUGAAGCUUAUGAUAGUGCUAACAUGAAGCAUCCUGGUGUCUACCAAAGACACAGACUAAUUUCUGUGAGUGGAGCAGUUUAAAUGUGUCGCUAAGCUUCUGUAUUUUCAUGUUUGCCAAAACCAUCAGCUUUUCUCUGGAAGUGAAGUGCAGAUGUAAAGCUAAAUUGCAGCCCCUCUGAGUCUUUUUAGGAGCUGGCUGAUUGUGCCAGAAACAUGAUGUGACUUUAAAUUCCUGGAGGAGCUGCUGGCGUGGCACAGAAGCAGCUCAGUUUGUUGUUGCCUCCCCCUGAACUGUUUCUGCUCGUUCCCUCCAGUUUGGAUGAAUAGGAUCAUUUCCCCCGCUGGCUCUCUCCAAGCCUGCAGGUUUUUUUUUUUUCAAAGAAAGGAAGUAAAAUGACAAAAAAGAAACAGUGCAGCGAGGACGCUGAGGACCAGCUGAGCCGUGUCUGUGUGUGUCUUCACCAGCCAUGACCUUGGCAGGAUGAGGAGUUUCCUGAGACGCUGAGGAAGGCUCGGUCACUCAUUCAGAGCCACAGAGGGAGCUGGUCAGGAGGUGUAAAGAGGAGGGAUGGAGUCUCUCUGACUGCCAAACAGACUGAAGGGGUGUUAAGCAAUGACAGUGGUGGAGAAAGACUUCCUCUAAUGGAGACCAGGGUGAUGAAUCAGAAACUGUCUGUGUUUCUUUGUCUGUGGAGGUCUGAGUGAGGAAUGUGUGAGUCAGGAGGAGAAGGAACACACGGCUUUUGAUGAGGAAGAGGAGCGGAUAUCCUGUAGCCAGUCCCAGUGUCUUAAUCAGAGUGAAUAAAUGCCUGACACAUGUACACCAGCACGCAGUCAGCACAUCCUGAAACGCCACCUGACUGACUAACUUCCUCUGUGACUGUCCAGGCCGGACCAAAUAGUGCAGGAUGAAAAAGAUUUUGGUUCAGGUGGAGAAAAACAAAUGAAGAUCAAAUGAACCUGAUGAGAGUCUGUAGAGCAUCACUGAUCUCUGAAGCUGAUAGAAACGUCUCUGCGUGUUAGAGUGUGGUUGACUGAGGGCUUUGUCAACACUGAGUAGUAUAUUGUGUAAAAUAGAAGACACUGUGUGUCGCUAAGCUAUGUGGGUCGAGAAAAGAAUGACUGACAAACACAAAACAAGAAAUGAUACACUCAAAGGGUUAGCCGGUCUGACUUUCUCUUCCUGAGUUCACAAAGUUGAUGUGACAGCUGAAGUAUCCUGCCUGUCUUUCUCAGACUGCUAUGUGUGUGUGUGUGUGUGUGUGUAUAUGUAGGGCUGGGCGAUAAGCCGAAAAUUUACAAAUACCGAAAUGCACAACAAUACCCCACGUCAUUUUGCCCAUGUCAAUAUAUUCUGUGUCAGAAAAUAAAUAAAUAAAAGUUGGUUUUGGAUGUGUGUAGGUAGGCUCUGGUCUCAUGUCCCUUUAAGACGCUGUCCUAUGUCAGAGACGUGACUCCACCCCAUCCAGUCUGUAACAAAAAGGGAAAGACAGGUGAGGAGAUGGAGGACAGUUCAGAAGUUGUAGUGGUAGACAAAGUUAAUGUGGGAGGGGGUGAGCAGCUUGUGGAGUAGUUAUUGUCCAUUUAUUGUUAUCGAGCUGACCUGCUCGAUAUAUUGUCAGGGUUUCCCCUACAUGCUUGAAUGAAUGAUUCUACACACACCGUGUGAGCACAACAAUACACAACGUCAUUUUCGACUUGUUAUGAGUCAUCAAUGAGCGCAUCAAAUCCUCUCAAACCCCCAGCUGAAAAAAAUUCGAGGGGAAACACUGAUUGUGAUAUUGAUUUGAGGCCGUAUCACCCAGCCCUAUGUUUAUGUAUGAGAAAGGACCCACAAACUAACCUCCACUUUACUGACGUCUCACCAAACGCCUCCCUCUUAGGUCCGUCCUGUGGCAUUCACAUAUUUCUCUCCUUACUCAGUUUCUCUCUGCAGCAGCCUACACACACUGUAUUAUCAUUUACAUGUUUCUGUGUGUGGCAUCUUGUUCAUAACGGCUCUCUCUCUCUCCACGAUCUCUUACAGUAUUAUGUGCCAAGAACCUCGCAAAGAAAGACUUCUUUCGUAAGUAUUGUUUUAAUAUGUGCAUGAAUCUGUAAAGCAUUAAACAUGAUGAUGGUUAGUUUACAUGUUGAGAGGACGUGUGUCUGAGAGGAGCUGUGUGCUGUGUCAUGACUGUGUGCAUGUCUUAAACAGCUUAAGUCACGCUUCAUUUCAACCAGUUUCACCUUUUUGUGGUUAACUCCAGUUUAUGAUUGUAUUUUAGUUUUCUAAAUCACAUAAUAUUACCAGAUAAUUUGUCGACAACUCCAACACAAUAAGAGUGUGGACUCUAUAAAAUGUUUUGCAAAUCAUCUAAAGCCGAUGUUUAAAAAAAACAUUUCAAUGAUAAAAAUAAAAAAUGUAAUUGCUUUAUAAAAAAACAACACAUGCUAACUUUAGAUUUGAUGCCAUCAGUACUUCAAAAUAGUUUGGACAGGAACAACAACACAGAGAGAUUUGUAAUGCUGAAGAAACACCAGAACAUUUCUCAACUAAUUACGUGAGUUUGCAACAGGUUAGUAACAGGAGUGGGUAUAAAAAGGGCUUUUCAGAGAGGCUGAGUGAGUCAGGAGAUGAGAAGAGUUUCACCACUUUGAGAGACCGCAUGAGGAAUUCACUCAGUUUUCCAGUAAAAUGUACCAGGGUGUAAAAAUAUAACAGAUUUGAGGGUUUCAUCACAAGUUGUUCACAGUAAUAUUCAAAGAUUUAGAGAAACUGGAGGACCCUCUGUACAUAAAGGACCAGGUCAUAACUGAGACUGGUUGGCCAUGAUCUCAGGCCCUCUAGAGGCAUCAAGCAUAGGCAUUACUCUAUAGUGGGAAUCACUGCAUGGGCUUUAAAUCCCAUCAAAAAGCCUUUGUUGGUGAAAGUUGGUAUCCACAAAGUGAGUAAGGCUUAAACUUACAAAGUGGAAACUGUAUAUAAACAUGGUCCACAACCACCAGCAACCUUUUUAAUAUGGACUCAAAGUGAAAAACUUGGAUGAUGGUCUGAUGAAUCAAAUCGGACGUUCUCUUUGGAAACCAUGAUUGCCACAUCCUUUGUCAAAAGCAUCAUCCCUAAAAACCUGAGGAUGCAGAAGGUCUCAUGGCAUGGCUAGCUGACACGUCUGGAAAGACACCACCUAGGCUCAGUGGUCCAUAAAGGUUUUAGAGCAACAUGCUGCCAAUCAGACAAUGACUUUUCUCAGGGAAGACUUUGCUUAAUACAGUAAGAAGAUGUCAAAGUAAAAUAUUUUACAACAGUAUGGCUCUAGAAGAAAAGUCCAGUCUGCCUGAAGUCCUGACUUUUUAACCUGUUUUUUCACUUAAAACGACAAUAGAUUCCCUGAACAGUCCUGUAUUGGGCAAGAACAGGACAACAUAUAACUCUUCAAACUGCAGUGAGGGGUCUCUGGGACUCCAAAUGUAUUUACAGAGUGCUGUUGAAAGAAGAGGUGAUGUGAAACAUUGAUAAACAGGCUUCUACUGCUUUGAAGCCUGUUGCUGGCAUCAAAUUUAAAAUGAGCAUGUGUACUUUUCAGUUCAAUAUUUGAUCUGUUGUCUCACUUUCAAUGAAAUUUUGGGCUUUAAAAUGUUUGCAAACCACCCAAAGACUUUAUUAUAAACAUUUCACACAGUGUACCAACUCUUGUGUAAUAUGACUGAAAUACUUUUCUAUUGUCUUCUUGUGUACCUGCAGGCCUCCCGGAUCCAUUUGCCAAGGUGGUGGUAGAUGGAUCAGGUCAAUGCCACUCUACAGACACCGUGAAGAGCACACUGGACCCCAAAUGGAACCAGCACUAUGACCUGUGAGUCUGCUACUCAAUUUUCAGGCUUUAUUCUCAUACUGGUGGUUUUUAUGGCCUCAAUCCCAUCGACUGUCUUUCCUGUUAUUUUGUCUUCAGUUAUAUUGGAAAGACAGACUCCAUCACCAUCAGUAUAUGGAACCACAAGAAAAUCCAUAAACGACAGGGGGCGGGCUUCCUGGGCUGCAUACGACUUCUUUCUAACGCCAUCAGCAGGCUAAAAGACACAGGAUGUGAGUCUGUCUUCCGUUUUGUCCCCCGAGUCCAAACUCACUAAAUCACACACAUGCUGACGUUUUGGUUUUGAUGGUUUUCUUCCAGACCAGCGUCUCGAUCUAUGUAAGCUGAACCCCUCAGACAGUGAUGCAGUGAGGGGGCAGAUUGUAGGUAAGUCUGGACACAUUAAGAGGUCACCUGCAUGACGGUCCUGUCUGCUGUAGUGCUCUUGUUCGUCUGUGUGCAUAUUCACUCUCCUCCCUGAACUCCACCUUCUUCUGCCUGUUUUCAGUGAGCUUACAAACACGAGAUCGAAUCGGCAGCGGAGGCCCAGUGGUGGACUGUAGAGGACUGUUGGAAAACGAUGGGUGAGUGAGGUUUACCAUCCAAAAAUUAAAUUUAAAAUAAUCAAGAAACAAUUUAAUGUAACUUAUUUUUCAAACUUAUUUGUCUUUAAAUAUGACCAGAAAGACUGUGUCCCACAUUGAGUCUGACAGAGUGCAGACUCUUCUAUGUCAGGCUGAGAUCUUGUGUGAGGGACUGAAACUGAUACUGCUGUCACGUCUUAAAACCAGAUAUUGUAGCCUUCAGUAUUGGCCGAUACAGAUAUUGAUCCGAUAUUGGCACAAAGUUGUGCAUGACAAGUUCUGCACUCAGCUGCAACGUCUUUUUCGGACUUAGAUGAAAAAUUCUGCUACAGGGCCGACAUCACUCCUACUCCUUGCUACUUUGUUAGUACCUUAGUACACACUGUUGUUGUGAUCACGUGGGCUCUGCAUGCGGGCACUGCUAGAUUGAGGUGCUGGAGUGGAGUCUGGAAUGGACUGCUAGUAUCGGAGUGCUGAUAUCAAAGAUUCUAGAUGCAGGCCGAUAUAAUCUGAUAGUCAAUUUUUAAUUUUUUUUUUUUUGCUGAUAUUUGACCGAUAUCUGAUACCAAUAUUCGGUUGGGACAUACCAUAGAUCACACUUUGCAUACGACCCAAACUUCUUAAACCAGCUCAUGCUUGUUUAUAUUCAGGUAGUAGAGCUUCAAAAAGUAUUGUGGUGGCAGCUACUGACUGGAGCUGCUGUUUUAACUUGGAUAGGUGGUUGCACUACAGCUGAGACACAACACAUGAACAGCAUUUUAAACCUCUAAUAAUAAAAACGUGAUGAGUGACUGUUAAUGGGAGUCUGUUUUAUAACAGUGAAAAACUUCCUCACAGGAGCUUUAAUGAAGCCGUUCCCAGAUUUAAAUCGACCUUUAAACAAGGAUCUCUUUCUUUAUAGAUAUGUCACGUCUGAGUCACACAUCUGUGUUGAAGCUUUUCAUUUGGUUGCCUGAUGAUAAUUUCAGGCUGACCCUGGACACACAUUGUGUGGUUAUAGUCAUGGGUCUGCAUGGUUCAGGGGUAAUUUUAGUCAGUCUGCUCUGCUGCUAAAAUGGUCAUCUGUUUAAUUUCCUCCAAAUGUCUGAGCUCAAAAUAAAAAGCAGUUGACUAAUCAUUUGAUUUCAAUAUAACCAAACAAAACAGCCUUCAGCGUUGACCAUGCGUCUGUCUGUCUGUGUGUCUGUGUGUGUUUGUAUGUGUAGCCCUGUGUUCGAGGGCUGCUUCAGUGAAGAGCCGCUGCCCUACUCAGACCCCACCGGUGCUGCAGGAGGCGGGAACUGUCGGCUUGACUCACCCAGUCAGGAGAACCGUCUUCAGACUCAACGAAUCAGAGGGGGGGAUUCACGAGGCCACGGCCACACACCCCAAAACAGACCGCAUGGGCACCAACCGCCUGACCUGCCGGAGGGUUACGGUCAGUCUCAUUAACUUUUAUAUUCCACUUUAUCCUGGGAGGCAGAUCUGUUCUUACUCCUGAUAUUCACCUAAUGUCUGCUGUUAUAUAUCUGAAGACAUGUCAUAUCUGAUCUUUAACAACAGAGCAGAGAACAACAGUGCAGGGCCAAGUCUACUUCCUCCACACACAGACGGGCGUCAGCACCUGGCAUGACCCUCGGAUACCACGGUACGAUUUCACCUCUGUCUAAUCCAGGCAUGGCAGGAAAAGGAGACGAACCCUGAAUAAACUCUGCUGGCAAACUGGGUCACUGCAGCAAAGGAGGAGGAGACAGAGGAGGAGGAGGAGGAUUUGUCUAAAAGAUUUCAGUACACAGGGUUUCUCCCGGAAGACUUUAAGACCACUUUUAAGCAUCCUACACGGCUGAAAGGGUCAAGAAUUAAACAUGUUGACUGAAUCUACAAGCAAUGGUGACAAAAGACCAGCUUUAAUCAUUAGCAGAGAAUUCUAGCUAGUGAACUCCCCAACUAUCAUAUAGAAAUAUUUAUAACAAUAACUUUAUUUUUAUAGCACACAGAAAUAAAGAGAAAUAAAAACAAAAAGCUCAGUUAAAACAGAAUUGGAAUGUCAUAAGGAGUCCAGACGAGACAAGAACCAUGCAACAUAAAAUGAGACCAUGAGGACCAAAAUAAAAACAUGAAAUAGUUCAGAAAAAGAAAAUGCAAUAAAGGGGGUUAAAGCAGAAAAACGGUUGUAAGUAUGAAAUACAAUAUUAAUAAUGAUAAUAAAAUAAUAAAGUAAUAAUGAAAAUAAUAAUAGUAAAAUAGAACAACAGAAAUGAGGCAGAGUUAAAACGAUAAAAGGCCAAAAAGUUAAGUAAGAAAAGACUAUAAGUACAACAAAAGCUAAAAAGACAGUAAAGCAGAGAUAAGAGAGGUAAAAGAGAUAAAAGACGGCAUCACAUAAAAGCAAGUUUGUAAAAGUGAGUUUUUAAAUUUGACUUUAAAGAAGCGAAUGUCUCUGCUCAUCUGUGUUCUCAGGAGGAUGACCCUUCACAGUCACUCAUAGGGAAUUUGUAUAGAUAUUCCUGAUGCAUUCUCAUAUCAACUCACCCAACUUCACGCUGAAAUUUUACUAAGGGACUAAUAAACGAAAAAUCUUUAGAUGAAGUUGAAGGGGAAAUUUGCCUUUUUAAAGUCUCAGGAAGUUUUCUGGAAUUUUGUGCACAUGUGAAUACUCCAUUUUUAGGUGUGGGUGAAAGUUAAGUAGUAGAGGAGCAAUGCUUCAUACGAGUAAAUCACGCCCGUACCCUGUAUAAAGAACAGUUCACAGCUACUGUUUCCUCACAAAGACACUCAAAACACACGCUCUUCUCUAAAUGUUGUGUUGUAUUUACACACUAUCGCCAUCUACGGGCAAAAAUUCAUUUCUGCUAAAAAAAAAGUUGUCUUGUAAAUCUCAUGGGAGAUAAAUCAAAGUUCCUGUGAAGAAACUGAGUAGUUCGUGUGGUAUUUGGUUGGAGUAUAGUACAACAGUAUGACAGGUCUGAGAGCUGUUUGUUUGUUUACCCAGAUUAAUGAACAGAGAAGAAGAACUUCAGGUUCAGGUGAAACCGGCACAUGACUGUCAGAGCCAACAAAAGAGAAAACUGCAAAGACUCUGGGCAGGUUCUGAGAAUAAAUCAACAAAAUGAGGUCAAAUUCGAUCUUUACUGGGUCAAACUAACAUGCCUCCAUCAUAUCCACACAUAAGGUCAGGUUACAUCUGAGGUCAGGGCCCAGGUCAGUCUGAGGGGUCUCGACGGGUUUGAGUACAUGCUGUCUUUCCUCACGUCUCUGUCUCUGGUUCUCUGUGACCCAUGCAGGGAUCUGGCCAGCGUGAGCUGCGAGGAGCUUGGGCCGCUGCCAGUGGGCUGGGAGGUCCGAAGUACUGUGUCUGGACGGAUCUACUUUGUGGACCACAACAACCGGACCACACAGUUCACAGACCCACGCUUACACACCAUCAUCAGGUACAGGCUCCUAGGUUCUCCCUCCUAAAGCUCUGUCCUUAAACUCGAAGCUCAGUCUCUACCUGAAUGAACAUCACAGUAAACACGAAACAAGUGAUUUCAAGACUAAUCUGCUGUUAAUCUGAUCUCUGCAGCUGUAAUGCCGGACUCAGUCUGGGUCUAACAUGACCCACUAACAGUCAUGGGCUCUGUUUGUGGUGCAGAAUCGUGUGAUUUACAGAAACGUGGCUUUAAAGUAGAUUUAGUGAACGGCGAGUGUAAUCCAGUCUGCUCUUUUUAACUCCUUCCUUCCCCUUUUCUCAUCAUGUCUUUCUUCUCCAUCUUUCCCCCUUACAGCCAGCAAUCCCAGGCAAAAGAGUCCUCCCAAGCCCCCCAGAUGGACGUUGGGGGUGAGGAGGUGGGAGGAGGAGUGGGAGGUGGCAUAGGUGGAGUAGGAGGAGGAGGGGGAGGAGGUGGAGGAGAAGGAGACGUGGCGGCGCGCUAUGAGAGAGACCUGGUGCACAAGCUCAAGCUGCUGCGACACGAGCUGUCCUUGCAGCAGCCUCAGGCGGGACACUGUCGCAUCGAGGUGUCCCGAGAGGAGAUCUUUGAGGUGAGUUCAGAGGUCAAACCAGGAAGUAAAGGCAUCUUUGGGCUGCUACAAUUGGUUAAAAGGUUGGCAAUGAUUCUGCCUGUCAAAGACACUCGGAGACACCUGAUUGGUGGAACUAUAAGCAUGACUCAGAUAUCUAUUGAAACUAAAAACCCAAACCCAGAGACAAAGGAGCACAGAGCUUCACGGAGGGAAAAACUACAACCUGUUACAUAAGGCAGGACUGAACAGGGGAAACUAGCAGAGCACCUCAGAGGAAAUCAGCCUUCAGUGAGGGAAAUCCAGUCCACUUCCACAAAUUCAUUUUCUAAGAGGUGAUUUCUGCCGGAAACCCGAUUUGUUUUCUUUAUUUCCCCAACACAAGUCCAAGAGUAGAUCGGCCAUCGGCUUAUCUACUCUUAAGUUACUGUGACUGGCUGUUGAAAAAAGAGGGUUAAAGACGCUCCUUUAUGGCCCAUAAGAGCAGACCAAACCCCUUUGCUAUUCCACUGAUGAAAAAGUUGGACACAGCUUGUGGGUGUAACAACAAACACAGCUUUACACUUUUGAAACAACAUGCAAGUUAUGCCCAGUAUAAUGCUACCCCCCAUUAUACUGUAGUUAGUGUUACUAUAAGGAUGACUCGGAUAUCUAUUGAAGCUAAAAACCCAAACCCAGAGACAAAAGAGCACAGAGCUUCAUGGAGGAAAAAACUUCAACCUGUUUUAGUUGCUACUCACGGCUUGUCUUGAAGGGAGCUCUAUAGUUCCAGGUUUUAAUAAAGCUGAGCUACAAAUCCAGCUUUUACUGCCUUUAUUUACAAAGAACUCAUCAGUGGGAACAAACAGCUACAUUGAGGAUGUUGUCGUCUCAGAAAUAUAAAAACCAUAAAGUCCUGAUUUUUUCUGGUAUAUUCAUCUUUGGGAAGAGAAAAUCGUAAUGACUUGCAUUCGCAACCAAAAGAGCUCCUCCAGGUGAUGUUCCAAGACAACAAAGAGCAGGAAAAGCAGACUGUCCAGGUGCUGGGUGGGCUCAUUCUCCAACACUGUUCUAACAGGGCUGCAGACCCUGACAUCAGCUUUAAGUCAAGAUGUGCAAAGUUCUAAAAGAAAGCUGUUCAGAGACACAGAGAAACAUGUCUGAGUAUUUACACUAAUACUAUAACAUCAUAUACUGUAAUAGUAAUGAUGAAUGAAUAAGCAUAAUAGGUCUCCUGUAACAGUAGAUGUCUACAGAGAGGGACACACUGUUAAAAGGAAGCAGGACAAAUCGGGGGGGAGAGAAGACAUGCUGCUCUGUCCACAUGAGGGCGCAGAAUUCAACACUUAUCAAAAGUACCUCACAGCUUUCAGAUCUUUAUCACCACAGCUUAUAACAAAACUAAAAGAGCAAUCCCUCCCAUCAUAGAAAUAGUUGGUUUUGUGCUUUAGCUGCAAAAGGAGGAGGAGGAAGAUCUGGAUCAGAUGGUUUUAUGUCCAAGUUUACAUUCACACAAACAAGUCCUCUCUGUCGGUGACUCAAACAAUCUUACUCAUCUUUCUCUGGAGCAGCAGAUCGUUCUCAGUAAUAGAUGGUGUAACUUUACUGAGCUACAGGUUUGUGUAGCAGCUCACUUCCUUUUAUUUUGGCUAAUAUGUGCGUGUCUAUCUUUCAAAUGGAUUGUUUGUAUAAAUUUUGCGUGUUCGUGUCGUGUUUUUGUGUAGGAGUCGUAUCGGCAGAUAAUGAAGAUGAGGCCCAAAGACCUAAAGAAGCGUCUGAUGGUGAAGUUCAGAGGAGAGGAGGGUCUGGAUUACGGAGGAGUGGCCAGGUAAUUAACUCGACCUCUCUCAGCAGGUGAAGGCGUGUGUGUGUGUGUGUCUUCUUCUUCCACAGCUUUGUGGGUUUUGUUUGGGUCAGCAUGGACCAGUCUUUGCGUCCCGGUCAACUCCACCCUGUUUCAGAUUUGAAUGUGACUUACUUUUUACAAUCCUAAUUUAAUCUGUACGGAAUUAAAAUGUGCGUCAUGUUUGCAUUUCCACAAAGAGGUCCAGUUCAGUUUAGUACUCAAUCAUCUGAUGACCAACCAAUUAACCAGCAUAAGGUCAAGAGCUCAGAAGGGGAACCCACUUCCGAAAACAGGCGCUAUUUAGUAAUAGAAGAGGAACUGUGGUCACACUGCUUCAGCAUAUUCAUAAAUAACUUCUGCAGUGGGGAGGACUGUUGAACUCUGCUGUUGUGGCCACUUUCAAAUGAGCUUUAUGAAAUGUUUUUAAGACAGUUUAAAUGAUUAAAAUCCACAUCAUACAAUCCGGUUUUUCAGUUUCUUCUGCUGAUCAUCGGAAAAAACUCUGUCAGCACACGUUCGGAAUGACAUUUCAGUGUUGUUUUCGUCUGCAGGGAGUGGCUGUACCUGCUGUGCCAUGAAAUGUUGAACCCUUACUACGGCCUGUUCCAGUACUCCACAGACAAUAUCUACACACUACAGAUCAACCCCGACUCCUCCAUAAACCCUGUGAGUACACACACACACACACUCACACUGUUACACAGAUUGUGCACAUAGCGAGAACUUGUCUUCACUUUUCUGUUUCUUUCUUUCUUUCAGGACCACCUUUCGUAUUUCCACUUCGUGGGUCGAGUAAUGGGCCUGGCCGUGUUUCAUGGUCACUACAUCAACGGGAGCUUCACGCUGCCUUUCUACAAACAGCUGCUCGGCAAACCCAUCCAGCUCAACGACCUGGAGACCACCGACCCCGAACUGCACAAGAGCCUCGUCUGGAUACUGUGAGCAAACACACCCACCUGUGCACGGAAUCGACUGUUACUAACCUCAGAAACAGCCGAUCUCCACAUAAUUACUCAUUUUCUUAUCCCUGUGCAGAGAAAACGACAUCACUUCAGUCCUUGACCACACGUUCUGCGUGGAGCACAACGCCUUCGGGAAGUUUUUACAGCAUGAACUCAAACCUAACGGCCGCAACAUCCCCGUCACAGAGGAAAACAAGAAAGAAUAUGUCAGGUAAGAACAGACGAUCAGUCUUUAGAGUGAGAGUAGAGAUAAGCUUCAUAUAAAGCACCUGUCUCUGUCUCAUUAUACUUUGUGAUGCAACCAUGGGUUCUUAGAGAGGCACAAUAUAAUAAAAUCAAUGUAGUAUUAUUAUUGAAAUGCCAUUCAUCUGUUGAUCUGUAUAAGACAGAGCAGAACCGUAGAAUUAAAAGCGUGUAGGAAGUCAAACAGAGCAAGAACAGGACAAGAUCAGGAGAAAAAACAGCCACCAGAGAGGAGCAGUGAGACCCAGCAGUGAGCAGAGGAAGCAAACCAGCAUUAGCUGAGCAUAUCUAUUACUGUGUUUUACUUUUUAACUUGGUAAUGCUACAAAUGUGCAGGGAGCAUCAUGCCAAUGAACACCACGCCUCUCCCUGUUGGUGUCUGACUCUCCAUCUUAUUUUGAUUUUUUUUAAAGUCUGAUCAAAGUAAAGUGAUAAAAAGACAGAGAGCGUAAAGAGAGUGUCCUAAUACUGUUUUAAAGGUGUCUGUGUUGUAAAUAUCAGCCUACAGCUUAAGCCUUUUGCUGCUGUCUGUUAAAAGGCAAGAGUCCGAGUCCACAGUGUGAUAUAAAACGUGGCAAGAAUGAAAACUAAGCACUUUUGUUGCAGCUCAACAGAAAACAGACGCUUUUUCCUCUAAAGUUGCACCUUUUUGUCUUAUAAAAUAAACAAAACAAUCAGUAACUCUUUUCAGCAGCUGUUUUUUUUUAAAACAGUGUCAGAGUUGUAAAAAUUUAAAACUGCAAGUUGCACUUGAAGGAAGUUAAAAAAGAUUGUGGACACUUUGCUUUUGCCCGGUUAUCUCUGUGUAGUCAUCUUGCCCGCAUCGCUGUGUUUGUUUUUCCAGACUAUAUGUGAACUGGAGGUUCAUGCGAGGAAUCGAAGCCCAGUUUCUGGCUCUGCAGAAAGGCUUCAGCGAGCUCAUCCCCCAGCACCUCCUCAAACCUUUCGACCAUAAAGAACUGGAGGUACACAUGCUGACCACGUGUUUCCUACUUCUUCACUUAGCAUGCUUUUUUCCUCGAUCUAUUCUCCCUUUUAUCUUCCUCCAUAACCGCUUUUCUCUAUCUCUUUCUGCUGCAGCUCAUCAUCGGGGGCUUGGGUAAGAUCGAUCUGGCGGACUGGAAGACAAACACCCGCCUGAAGCACUGCACGAGCGAGAGCAACGUGGUGCGGUGGUUCUGGCAGGCAGUGGAGGCCUUCAGCGAGGAGAGGAGAGGACGCCUCCUGCAGUUUGUUACCGGCUCCACCAGAGUUCCUCUACAAGGGUUCAAAGCGCUGCAGGGUGGGUCAUGGAUCAGCUCAGUCCACACACACUUUCCUUACACUUAUAUUGGACUACAUCUAUUUACACGUCUUUCAGGGGAGGGUUUCAAAGCUCGUAUACAUUAAAGCAGCAUAUUAACUAAAGACUACAGACUUACUUGCCAAAGAACAACCAGACUUCUGAAGACUUUUAUACAAAGUAGAGAAAUGAAAACGAAUCAGCUCAAAAUGAACUAAAUUUGUCAUCAGCUGUACAAACACCAGUGUUAAGAGCUGCCAUUGACAGAUCAUUUCAUUUAGGAAUUUGAUGUAUUUAUGAAAUGGUGAGGAAGCGAUAAAAAAAAAAAAAAGCUCAAUUUAGCACAGUACCCUGUUGGGAUUUUGAACAACUCAGUGAUGCUCUGUUAAGUGUUAUAAAAAGAAUAUUUUUACAUGUUUUUAAAUAGUUUAUAGCCUUAAUUUGAGUCAACAGUUAAUGUUGAACAUGAAAAAGUUCUCCAUAUGUAAAAGCUAUCUGCUCAUUUUAAAUUUGAUGCCAAAAAUUGUGACAUGAAUAUAGAAACUAUUUUGUUAUGUCAGCUUGUCUCUGAAAAACACUGAACUUUUGGGAACCAAAGAGAGCAGUUUCUGGAAGCUGUAUGAGAAUAAAGUUGUUCCAUCCUUGACUGAUUUAAGGGUUUAGAUGGUCAGCAGGUCAGGGUCACCUUUCUUUAGGUUUACAAUGGACUGGGGGUAGACCAGUUUAGCACCCAGACGUCUCUAUACUGAAGUUUUCUUACCUGAUGCGUAAACAACCAAACCAUGGGCAGAGAAUUCACCAGAAGAUAAGAUAAGAUAUUCCUUUAAUAGUCCCACGGGGGGAAAUUCCAAAAUAACAGAAAAAUCUUUGUGGAUCCUAUCUAUAUCUGGUCUCCUCUUCAGUUUUCACCUGCAAUGGUACUUAGAUGUGGUUUUGAACCUAUGCAGUAAUUUCCACUACAGAGUCAUGUCUGUUUUUCGAGCCUAAGGGUCACAGUCUUUUCACAGCACUAAUUUAGUGCCUUGUCCCCUUUUGUACAGAGGAGUUUUCCUUAGAUCCUCUGAAUCUUUUAAUGAAAUUUUGACAUCCUUAAACCCACAGUUCUACUCUAAAGAAAUUCAGAAAUUUUGGAACUUUUUGCCCGUGCAGCCUCUAACAGGGCAGUGAACCUAGUCCUGUCUUUAUUAAUGGGGGACUCAGCCAUGUUCCUAACCUGUUGAAAAUUAAUCUAAUCAAUUGGGGGAAGUUAUUUUGUAACUUUACAGUUUUUAAGUGUUUUCUUGAUGCUGUCUUCACUUUUUUUGAAACAUUUAAAAUGAGCAUAUUUUUCAGUUUCAUCAUUUAGUCUCUUGUCUUUGCACUAUUUCUUACUAAAUAGUAAAUACAGGCUUUAAAUCAUGUUCUGGCUGGUGUGAAAUUGAGCUGUAAAUGUGGACAGACUGAUUUGAGUAGCGCAGUGAUAACUUAAUGAAUGUGUGUAAGGCUCUACAGGUUCUGCAGGACCAAGACUCUUCACCAUCCACCUGAUAGACGCCAACACAGACAACCUCCCCAAGGCCCACACCUGGUGAGAAUACACACAAAAAAGAUUGCUUCACUUUAUAGUGAAUGUUAUCGAGCUAUUUCACUGACUCUCCUCUCCUGUGUUCAGUUUUAACCGGAUAGACAUCCCUCCCUACGAGUCCUACGAGAAACUUUACGAGAAACUGCUGACGGCCGUGGAGGAGACCUGCGGCUUCGCUGUGGAGUGAUGAAUGCAACAACCCAACCUACAAAUACACAUUCACACCUACGCUUGCACUUGCACACAACUAUCUGACAUUUAAAGACAGUAUACACGCAAACACACUCUUACAUGAACUGAGUAUACGGACAAGCCAAGCAUCACAAGGACAAACACAAAGCCCCUCGCCACCUCUGCACCACGGGACUGUUUAGAAGAAGUGAAGGAGGAAGCACAGCAGGAGGGGCGAAAAUAGAAAAAAAAAUCACACAAAAAUUAAAAGUAUUUUAAAAUGUUUUCAGAUGUUUUGAAGAAGCAUUUUUAUCCUUCAGUUUUAACAAGCUAUGAUGUCAUUCUGCAGAAUGUCUGCUCUGGACAGAAUCAGCCAAUCACACGCAAGCCUGCAAACUUUGAAAACAAGGAGACGUGUGAAGGAGGAGACGGGAACGAUUGUUGUUCUGAUCAAUCGAUGAGUGUUCAUGCUUCAUGUUUAACCACUGUCCUGUUUCUGAACGUGUGCAUGUGUGUGAGUGAGACUGUGUGUGAGAGAGACUGUGAGUGUGUUUGUACGCUGUAAAAAUGAUCAAAUGAGCCUGCUCCUCUGUUUGUAUCUGCGACCACUCUGAUCCACUCUGAUGUUUUAUUAUUUAUUACUGAGUGAUUACUGACCAAGCUGCUACCUGCUCCACAGAGAGCCCACACUAAUCUCUCCCUCCCUCCCUCCCUCUUUCCCCCCAGAGAGAAUUAAAGGGGUCAAAUUCACUCGAAACUCCAGUAAUCCAAACAAGCAUUUUAUGAAUUUCAUCAAACUUUUUUUUAACCUUCUUAUUUUUGCAGAGAAAUACUCAUGUCAGUGUGUGGAAACUGUGUCUCAGUGUUUUAAACACCAUGUUACGUUUAUUUCAUGUGAACGGGAUCGAUCUCCCCCGCUCUAGUUUUCAAUCUUACUCUUCUAAUGUUAUGGAGAUGUUCAAGGUCAAAGGUCAUGACCUGGUUUUUAAACAAAAUGAGCCAUUAAGAAGAAAGAAGGUGUCAGCUUCAGGAUAUUUUGGGGGUUGUAUGUGACAUGUAUAAUAAAAAUCUCACUUUCGUACAUGUUUCAUCAUCCGUUUCACCAUCUUUGUGUUUUUUACUUUUAUUUUGAACUCUGUGGCUCGAAUGUUUUGUCUCUUUACCUCCAUGGCCUGAUUGUCAGAAGAUGUCAUCUUUGUUUGAGACAACCACGAAUGAACAAAUCUCUCUUUGCAGUCAUUAAUUCUCCAUAGAAGUGAAUGAAAUACAAACAAACCUAAAUGUUGAGCGAAUAAUGUGGGAUCUGUCUUAGAUUGGGUAUUAAAGACUGUUACGCAGGAUCAUUUCAAUCUGCAUUUUAUAGGUUCUGACUUCACUGUGUAAUGGAUGCAAGAGUAUUGUAACUUACUAUGUACUAAACAUUUAUGAAAAAAUACAAUGUAAAUAAGAUUAUAUUAAAAGAAAUUAAAUUGAAAACAACUCUU